UUGGUGAAUUUUUUUCAACCAGGAGAGGUGGUACUUUAAAGACAUCCUGUUUUUCCAAAUAUAAAUACGGUGGGAGGCAUACAGUGUAUGGCGCACUUGGGAACUGUCUGGAUCAGACUUCAGUGAAGCCAUGAUCAUACGCUGGAGCGCCAUCUCAUUUGUGGGACUAGCGCUGCUAUGGUGCUUCACUUGGACAAAAGUUGGAGCUUGGUUGCCACCUGGACUGGAAGAGAGUCGACCAGAACUGCCUUACAUUCACCCUUACGAUCUGCGAAAAACACCUUAUCGAAGUCCAUCUCCGAGGCCUUCAUCCCCCCAACCAUCUCAGCAAGGACCACCUGCCUCCUCAGACGGUGUACUUCCACCUUACAUGGCUGCAGAGGCAAGUUCUCCUUUUUUAAACUCCGAAAAACCAAAUGUUCUUCCAUGGCUAUUUUUCAAACCUCCAGAAUCGCAAAAUCCUCCACCACCUUCUGAAGGCCAGCCAGAUCCACCAGGAUCUGGUUCGUAUGUCUACUUCAGACCCCCCAAUCAGCCGACGCCACCAAUUUCGAGACAUUCUUCAUCUGUGGACUCUUCAUUGGAGAAGCCUCCUGGCCUGGGCUAUGGGCCUUGGCUUAGUCCUCGUUACCCUGUCACGUACAACCCAGCUGUUCCUGGUUUAUCACAGUUGUAUCCUCCAGGGCUACAGCCACCAAGGAAUCACCGACUGCCCGUUAUUUACUACGAUUCCCCGUCACGUUUUCAGGGACCCAGUAAUCCAUCAACCCCAAAACCUGUGGAUCAGCUACCAAACUAUCCUUCGUUUUCUGGACCAUCUGUGAUCCAAGGUUCUGAGUCACCUGAUAGUUCUUUGUUACCCCCAAAACCUGAUAAUCCUCCAUCUCAUGGACUGCCAGGGCGUCAACUUCCCCAGCAAUCCGGUAAUCCUCCACCUGACCGCUCACCGAAGCCUUCAUUUUCUUUACCUGAUUAUCCUCCAAUGUUCCAAAUGCCUAGGAGCCUAAAUGAUCAAACUUCAGAACCACAAAGCGUGCUGCCUCGUGGAUUUUAUGAUCCAUAUUUUCCGCAGAUAUCUCAGCCACAGCCUCCUGGAAAACAGAUACCAGUCCCUCUCAAACCUGGUGUGAGGGACCCUAACUUCCAGAACUGUGACGUGCCAACAGUCCAAAGAAUCCCAUGUGGAGGCUUUGGUAUUACUGCCACUUCUUGUGAAACCAUGAGCUGCUGCUUCGAUGGCCGCAAUUGUUACUACCCAAAGUACCUUAUUACAAAGCCACAGCCUCCUGAAAACCAGACACCAUUCCCUGUCAAACCUGACCCUAAUGCCCAGACUUGUGAUGUGCCAGGAGUCCAAAGAAUCCCAUGUGGAGGCUUUGGUAUUACUGCCACUUCUUGUGAAACCAUGAGCUGCUGCUUCGAUGGCCGCAAUUGUUACUACCCAAAGUACCUUAUUACAAAGCCACAGCCUCCAGAAAACCAGACACCAUUCCCUGUCAAACCUGACCCUAAUGCCCAGACUUGUGAUGUGCCAGGAGUCCAAAGAAUCCCAUGUGGAGGCUUUGUACCUUAUUACAAAGCCACAGCCUCCAGAAAACCAGACACCAUUCCCUGUCGAACCUGA
Syngnathus acus (greater pipefish) is the source of this 1624-nucleotide messenger RNA. RefSeq names its product extensin-like. The record is from RefSeq and is a predicted model, not a curated record. Gene Ontology annotation, cellular component: egg coat. The transcript is spliced from 3 exons. Bases 131 to 1624 code for a protein of 497 amino acids. Gene Ontology annotation, molecular function: acrosin binding; structural constituent of egg coat. Lineage: Eukaryota; Metazoa; Chordata; Actinopteri; Syngnathiformes; Syngnathidae. Gene Ontology annotation, biological process: binding of sperm to zona pellucida; prevention of polyspermy.